CAAGGUGUCAUUAAGGAGUGUAGAGAUGGGUAGGUCGAGUUUUUAUAAUGCGUUGAAGCCACUGCAAGAAAUGGUGGUGGACAUGGCAAUGGGGGGGUGCGUAGGUUAACAACAUGCACCAACUAAUAUAUGUGUUCUGAAAGAGAUUAUUCCAAUGCCCGUCGCUAUCUUACACUUGGGUGUUAAUUAUUAAGAGGGUCCUGAUUUCUCUUUUUUUUUGCUUCUUCUUUUGUGUGUGGGUGUUCUCUGUUGCUAGUUAUGGAGAUCUAAGAGUCUCAGCUCCUGAGCAUUAAAAGAGAUGGAAAUGGGAAGGAAGAGAAUGAGAGAAAAGAGUGGUGGUUUUUGUUCUUCCAUGUCUCCUCCUUCUCUAAUGACUCUUCUAUUCAUCUUCUUUUCUCUCGUCUUCUUGGACCGAUCAGUUGGCGUUACAGCAUUGAAUUACACAAGUCAUAGGAAAGUGGGGACUUUGAGAUUGGCUAGGAUUCAAAGGCACUUGAACAAGAUCAACAAGCCGGCGGUGAAGACGAUACAGAGCCCAGAUGGAGAUAUCAUAGAUUGCGUUCACCAGCAUCGGCAACCGGCGUUGGAUCAUCCGCUCUUGAAGAAUCAUAAGAUCCAAAGAGUUCCAGCAAAGAGGCCUAGAUUGAGUAAAGAAGAAGAGGCGAGGAAUUACACUGGAGAUGGCGGUUUAAGGAGGGCAUGGCAGGCGUGGCACGAGAGCGGUCGGUGUCCGAAGGGGACGGUUCCGAUUAGGAGAAGCUCUGUGGAUGAUGUGUUGAGAGCCAAGUCAUUGUAUCAUUAUGGGAAGAAGCAGCGAAGGCUUCCUAGUCUUGCUAGGUCUCUUGAAGCACCUGAUGUGGUCAGUGGCAAUGGACAUGAGCAUGCAAUCGCAUACACGGGAUCAUCACAAGAAUUAUAUGGAGCCAAGGCUACAAUUAACGUUUGGGAUCCUUCCAUCCAAGUGUCCAAUGAAUUUAGCCUCUCCCAGAUCUGGGUUCUUUCAGGAUCUUUCGACGGUUCAGAUCUCAACAGCAUAGAAGCUGGUUGGCAGGUCAGCCCUGAGCUCUAUGGAGACAGCAGGCCGCGGUUAUUCACGUAUUGGACGAGCGAUGCAUAUGAAGCAACAGGAUGCUACAACCUUCUGUGUUCAGGGUUCAUACAAACCAACAAUAGAAUAGCCAUUGGAGCUGCUAUAUCUCCUGUGUCUUCCUUCUCUGGUAGCCAAUAUGACAUUACAAUCCUCAUCUGGAAGGAUCCGAAGCUAGGCAAUUGGUGGAUGGGAUUUGGAGACAACACGCUCGUUGGUUACUGGCCGUCCGAGCUCUUCACGCACCUGGGGGACCAUGCCACUAUGGUGGAGUGGGGUGGAGAAAUCGUGAACACUCGAUCCAACGGCCAGCACACGUUGACCCAGAUGGGAUCAGGUCACUUCGCUGAGGCUGGCUUUGGCCGAUCGAGCUACUUCCGCAACCUUGAGGUGGUGGAUUCUGACAAUAGUCUCAGCUCUGUGGAAUCCAUCUCUACCCUUGCAGAGAACACGAAUUGCUAUAACAUCAAGAGCUCAUACAACAACGACUGGGGGACCUACUUCUACUAUGGUGGGCCAGGGAACAAUCCCCAGUGCCCUUGACCGUCCAAAGCAUACCAUGGUCACAUGGAUCACCGUUGGAUAAGAUCGGAUCUCUCUGAUUCCAUUCUUUCUUUCCACAAAAUCUCAUAUGUUUCUUUCUCUCCAUGCCAAUAUUUAUUGUAUUUGUGUAAUAUCAAUGGGAAGAGAUAUUUUACACCCCCCCUUUUUGAUAGUUACAACCUUCUUUUCUAGUUUUGGUAAUGAAAUCGUGCAAAUUUACUGUUUUAUUACCCAAACUAGAAAAAUGGGAGUAUCAGUGGUAAAGGGUUAGUGUAAAUAUUCGCUCGUAAUAUCAAAUAGUAAAUCUCUUUGCAUUGUUUAA
This is a messenger RNA of Magnolia sinica, 1952 nucleotides long. Its product is annotated as protein neprosin. The coding region runs from base 299 to 1630 and encodes 443 amino acids. The record is from RefSeq and is a predicted model, not a curated record. The transcript is spliced from 7 exons. Lineage: Eukaryota; Viridiplantae; Streptophyta; Magnoliopsida; Magnoliales; Magnoliaceae.